Messenger RNA from Phlebotomus argentipes, 4048 nucleotides. RefSeq names its product thyroid transcription factor 1 (gene scro). Gene Ontology annotation, molecular function: DNA-binding transcription factor activity, RNA polymerase II-specific; RNA polymerase II cis-regulatory region sequence-specific DNA binding. Gene Ontology annotation, biological process: cell differentiation; regulation of transcription by RNA polymerase II. Gene Ontology annotation, cellular component: nucleus. The transcript has 6 exons. Bases 603 to 1805 code for a protein of 400 amino acids. Lineage: Eukaryota; Metazoa; Arthropoda; Insecta; Diptera; Psychodidae. The record is from RefSeq and is a predicted model, not a curated record.
CAGUACUGUGUAGACCUCUUGUUUCAUUUGACGGACUUUUGUGUCGAGUGGCCACCAUCCAAAAAUCCUCCAGAGGUGUUCAAUUCUGUUAUUGUUAUUAAUUUUUCACACCACCACCUUUUUUCUGCCUCCUGCCAAAACCAUCGGGGCCCCGGAGGACUCCUUUUCGCGCACAAGAGGAGCCACCAGCAUGGCCAAUUGACUCGUCUCCAACAAUACCCAAUGUGGAAGUGAUGAGGACCUCUCAGUGGAGGAGUGAGAAGUUUUUCCCUUUCUCACCACAGUGACACUCGACGCGAGCGGAAUUCCAACACGCAUCCCCUGAGGAAUUGCCUGGAAAGCCCAGAGAAUUUGCCCGAGAAAAGACUAACAUAUAUACUGUGAAAUUUUAAGGAAUUUACCAUUAGAGUAGUUUUACUAACUUGAGACAAAGUGAAUUGCAUCCUCCAAUCGAGGAGGACGAAUACAGAGAGUGUCACGGCGCCAGAUGGAUACACAGAUUCGUGAAGCGAGUGCGUGAUUUCGAGCCAGUGCCACAGAAAUACAUAGUGAAAUAGUGACCGCGUGAGAGCGCACGAAAGUGGCAAUCACCUUCCUGACGCAUGUCCACUAUACUGGCCACCACAAAUUCUGGAGCCUUUCCAGAGGAUCCCGACCAGGAACAUGGGCUGCCCGAUCUAAAUGGUGUGGACUUGGUUAUGAGCUUGUCGCCCAAGCACAAUCAUCAUCACAGUCUCACGAGUCUCCAGCAUCUGCAGUCACUCCAGCACAAUUCGCUCCACAGUCACUCGACACCCUUCUCAGUCACGGACAUUCUCAGUCCUAUUGAGGAGUCGUACAGGAAAUUAGAACUUAGCGCCAAUCCGCCUUCGCCUUACAGGUCCAACUCCAGCGGCAGCAGCGUCAAUUCGCCAAGUGCUCUGGGGCCAAGCACGGGAAUGGCGAAUCCCUACGCCAUGGGGCCUUUGUAUCACAGUCCCGGUGUGCAGAGCUACUGCACUCCGGCGGACAAUCUCUCCCUGGCCGGCCACUACACCGACAUGCGGAGUUCCGCCGGCUGGUACGGGUCCACAGCCAACGAUCCGCGCUUCGCAAUCUCAAGAUUAAUGGGUGGCUCAGCGGGUGGUUCCAUGGGACACGCAAUGAGCAACAUGGGAAGUUUGGCGGCUUGCAGUGUGUCUGACACGAAGCCAAUGCAAUUUCCUCUGGCACAGAGGCGAAAAAGGCGAGUCCUUUUCACACAAGCACAGGUUUACGAAUUGGAGCGGCGAUUUAAGCAGCAGAAAUACCUUUCGGCACCUGAACGAGAACACUUAGCGAGUUUGAUUCAUUUAACACCAACACAGGUAAAGAUAUGGUUCCAGAAUCACAGGUACAAGUGCAAGAGACAGGCGAAGGAGAAAGCCAUGGCAGAGCAGAAUCAGCAUAAUCAGUCCGCAAGUUCGCCUCGACGAGUUGCUGUUCCCGUGCUAGUGAAGGAUGGAAAACCCUGCUCUGGGAACUCGAACAACAACCAGCAACAGCAGCAGCAGCAACAGCAGGUGGCGGGCGGCAACACGACGGUCUCGAGCGGUAGCAACCUGGUGACAGGUGAGACUGCGAACGCCCACUCUCCAGACACCUCAGCCGCCCUGCUGAGCACCUACAACGGCGCCCAGCACGCCCAAAUGCUGCAGCAGCCCUGCAACAACGCGCUCAUGUCCAACAGCCUCGCGAUGGCGUACCGCAACCAGAACAACUUCAUGAGCAACAGCCACCAGCAGCAGUGCAGCAGCUAUCUGCCGCUGCAGGGGCGCGCCUGGUAAUAGUGAGUCCCCCGACGGCCCGCAGUCGCCGACCCGGAAGUGGGCGGUGAAGUAGGAAAUAGAUAGUGAGAGAGAGAGUGAGAGAGAGAGAGAUAAGAAAGUGUCUAAACAACCUUAGCUGAGAGAGAAUGAUAUAUAGUGCGAGUGCUUAGAGACAUACUUUGCAGAGUGAAUUUUCCUUCCUCAAAUUGCUCUCCCAACAGAAUCCGUUUGGGGAAAUUUUGAAUCUCAUCAUGAAAAAAAAUUUGAAUCAUUCAAGAAAAAGGACAUUUUUUUGAAAGAAAAUAAGCGGCAAUAAUCAAAUAUUUACCCCAGAGUGAAUUGAGAAAACAAUCUCUUCCAAGGUCAUCGAGGAAUUUUGUGUCGUGACCACACAAAAUUGUGAUGGAAUUUCCGAGAAGAAAUCUCGAGGACUUCUUCAAAAAUCAAACGGAAAGUUGUGAAUGUCUCAAAUUUCAGUGGAGGAAAUAAAGGAUCCAGGCACUUGUGUGGUCAUCUCACUCCUCUUACCCUUCAUCUGAGCGCAAAGGGACGACAAGAAGUGGAGAAGAAGAGGAAUUGACCAGUUUGACUUUCUACCUUUGUCGCAUGGAAUUUCCUUGUGGGAAAAUAGACAUUUAGCAAAUGACAGACGCUAAAGAGGCAGCAAAAGAGUCAGGAUUUAAGGCAUAUCCCCAAUGAUUUCCUAUUUACAUUCCUCCAUGCUGGUUUGAAGGGAUUUUCCUCACCAUUGACGUACUUAAAAGGCUUUUAAAAUUAUCUUGUUGUGUACACAAGAGAUAAAUCUCUACUAUUCUCCCAUGCACCACACACAGAGAAUCCUUCAGGCUCUUUGUCCGUCUGUUCACCCAGCAAAUUUGCCUCUCUUUCAGCUGUUUUUUUUAAUAUAUAUAUAUACUUCUCCUGUUCAGCACUAAUUUCGCAAUUUUCUUGUGGUUUCUUUGGAGACUGAAAAAACACAGAAUUCAAAAAAAGUAUAUUAUGAGAUGAAAUGUACAGAGUACAAAGAGUGAAAGGCAUCAUAGUAGACUUCUUUAGCGAAAUGAAAUGAAUUGACAGGUAUACAUUUUGAAAGGAAUAAUUAAAUAGAGAGAAUAGAGAAAAAAUCCGUAUAGUUAUAGGGCAAAAAGAAUAUAAGAACAGGUGUGAUUUGAGGAGGAAACCAUUGAGAUAGAAAUUCACGUGAAACACAUACAUCGAGAUUGCAAUAAAAUUAAGGUAAAUUGAAUUUUAGGAUGUUUCUGUUUCCACCAAAAAGGUUUUGCAAAAAUUAUUCGCUGCUUGAAUUAUUGCUAAAAUUGCAUCGGAAAUUUUGUAUUGAUAAAGCAGCUUCUUACAAUUUAACAACACAUUAAUGAUCCUUACAUGAAAUAUCUUUCCAUCAAAUACUCAUGGUUGCAGUGUUAAGUUGCAAAGAUUGAAGACAGGAGAAAAAAAAGAGAAGGCAAAAGUACCUUUAUUGAGCACUUUUAAUUUUCUCCAAUUAAUUCGAAAUUAGUUGAGAUGAUAUUGAAAGCAGAAGAAUUAUCUGUAAAUAGUGUAAUUAACUCAAAUGACCCUAAGUAAGUAUUCCACUCGAUAGGCAUUUUAAAACUAAUAAUGUAAUUAUUAGUGAGAGUAUUGUAAGAAUAAAUUUUCAGUGUAUCAUAUAAAGUGGAGAAAUAUUUUAAGAAUUGAGCAGGGUAUUAAUAGGUUAAAGAGUUCUUUCAGCAGUGUACUUUGGGAAUGAGUUUGAGAGGCCAAUUGGACAGAGCCUUCAGCACUUGAAUGUCUUCAAGGAGAUUGAGUUAAAAAAAAAUAAAUACCAUGAAAGAAAGUUGUGUGACGUGAUAAAUGAUUUAAUUGAACAAUUUAAUUUCAACCAGCAUUUUUCACUCCAAAAUCAUGGAUUUCCCCCUCUCGUAAUGUAAAAGCAACAUUAUAAUCUGUAAAUACCGUGUUAAAGAAGGAAGUUGGUAACAGAAUUGAACGCAGAAAAAUGCAUCUCAAUAUUACAAUGAUAUAAAAUGAAUUUAAAAGGAAUAAUAAAAAAAAUUAGUUUACUUAUAAUGAAUUGUACUACAAUUGGUGUAUUUUACAGCAAAAAAAAACAGAAAAUGAGGAAAAAAGUGAAUAAAUAGCAAAUAAUGAUCGCAUCGUCUCUUAUCUGACAUCGUUCCCUGGUCGAUAUACAAAAAAAAACUCUUCUUCACCCACAUAAUAAAUAAAUAGGUGCUGAGUUAAAAAAUAUGAACUGGGUUGGA